Molecule: messenger RNA, 3254 nt
Organism: Spinacia oleracea (spinach)
Lineage: Eukaryota; Viridiplantae; Streptophyta; Magnoliopsida; Caryophyllales; Amaranthaceae
Exons: 13
Coding region: 198-2930 (910 amino acids)
Molecular function (GO): protein binding
Source: RefSeq, a predicted model, not a curated record
AUUUUCAACCUUUUUUGCCACCCUAUUCAACCGCACUUAAUAGUGUGCGACACAGUUCAGUUGCAGAGGUUUUAGCAACACCACUUUUCUAUCUUUCUUUCAGAACCCUACUUCGCUUAAUUAAUCUCUCCAAAUUCACUAGUUUCAUCCCCAAAUUUGCAAAUCAGGGUUUCAUUGCUCUCUACAAUUAAUUUCCAAUGCCGAUAGUGGAAGAGAGAAAACCAGCGAUUCAAGGUCCGGCUGCCCAGAAUCCAAGCCCUAAAAAUCUAGAAGAAGGUCCAGUAGUAUCUCAAUCGAGCUCUUGUCAACCCAAAGACGAGCCUUCGCCGGUUAAACCUGUCACCCCUAAAGAGGCCAUUAUCGCCGUCGCCUCUAAAAUUGCCGCCCAGCCGCUUCCUUGCUCCGAUCCCGAGGUUUGGGGUGUCCUCACUGCUAUCUCUAACAAUGCUCGAAAACGGUCGCAGGGAAUAAAUAUUCUUUUGACUGCUAAUGAGCAUUGCAUCGGACGAGUAGUAGACGAUGUACGUUUUCAGAUAGAAUCCAAUGCUGUUAGUCAACGGCAUUGUUCGAUUUCCAGGAAGAGAAUUCCUAACGAAGAUGUGGAGAAUCCAACCGGUUUCUGCAACGGUGCCUUUCUAAAAGAUACAAGCACCAAUGGAUCUUAUCUAAAUUGGGAGAAACUGAAGCGGCGCAGCUCUAAGUCUGAAGCUAAGCUUUGUCAUGGUGACAUCAUAUCGCUAGUAGCACCUCCUCAGCACGAACAUGCAUUUGCAUUUGUUUAUCGAGAAGUCUCAUCAUCCGUCCCUACAAGUGAUGGUACUGCAUUGAAGAGAAAAGCAGAGGAAUUUGGUCCUGAAACCAAAAGACUCAAAGGCAUAGGUAUUGGCGCUCCUGAGGGCCCUGUUUCUCUUGAUGACUUUCGAAGACUUCAGCGUUCAAACACGGACUUGAGGAAGCAAUUGGAGAAUCAUGUACUUACAAUUAACGAGUUGCAAAAUGAAAAUCGUGAAGUUCUUGAGCGUCAUCAAAAUGAGAUGAAAGAGCUGAGAGAGUCAGUCUCGAAGUCGUAUAAUGACCAGUUGAAUGAAUUGAAUGAGUUAUUGGAAGCUAGAAAGAAGGAAUUGACUGAGGUCAACAAAAGUUCUGCUGAACAGAAGCAUGCUAUUGAGGAUCUAAAUGAAAGACUUUCUGCAGCUUUGCAGUCAUCUACUGAAGUGAACGAAAUAAUGAAAAGCCAGAAGGCAUCUAUAGCUGAACUGAAAACACAGCUAGAUGAAGAGCGUGACCAAAGAAGAGAAGAGCGAGAAAAGGCUGCUGCAGAUCUGAAAGCUUCAAUACAAAGGGUUCAGUCCGAGGCUGAAGAAGAAUUAAAACGAGCAUCAGAUGCUGCUUCGAGGCGAGAAAGAGAACAGCAAGAAGUUAUCGGUAAACUUCAGGAAUCAGAAAGAGAAAGUUCAUCACUGGUGGAGAAUCUGAGAUCCAAAUUGGAAGACACUAGACAGAAAUUGGUCUUCUCUGACAACAGGGUUCGCCAGCUUGAGGCUCAAGUAUUAGUCGAACAACAGUCUUCUGCUCUCAAAACAACACGAAUGGAAGAACUUGAAGGUGAAACGAGAAGAAUGAGGAAAGAUCUUGACAAAGAAAAGCAGGCGGCUCGGGAAGAAGCAUGGGCCAAGGUCUCAGCACUUGAGCUACAAAUAAAUUCUUCUAUGCGGGAACUCGAAUUUGAAAGGCGAAGAUUAAAAGGUGCUAGGGAAAGAAUCAUGUUGCGGGAAACACAGUUGCGUGCGUUUUACUCAACGACAGAGGAGAUCAAUUUGUUAUUCACAAAGCAGCAAGAACAGUUGAAGUCAAUGCAGAGGGCUCUAGAAGAUGAGGAGAAUUAUGAUGAUGCCUCUCUUGAUGUUCUCCUUGAAACAGCAGCGGAGAAUGUUGAUGGAAAUGCAGCUGCUGGAACGGAAGCUACAGGUUACGGAAGUAAUGCUGCUGCCAAGGACGGCCCCAGCACUUCAUCAAAGAGACUUGCACAACGUGAGGUAGCUGAUACUUCAAGUGAAGAAGGCAGUGCCACUGAGAAGCAUGACUGCGAUAUUAGAAGCCAAGAUUAUGAAAAUACUGAAGAGGCAGAAUUUCCCAAUGAUGAGGGUAUUGUUAAAGAGGGAUUUGGUUCUGACAUUGACGGUGUUGGAACAGCUCCGAUGUUUGAAGGAGAUGCUGAUGGAACUGAAAGAGUUCUUGAAACCGAAAGCCCUGGUGUUGACGGUGAAAGAAACACAGAAAUGAACAAAACGGGUGAGUUAGCUGGGGACACACUGCAGCUUGAUGAUGACACAAAUGUGCAAGAAACCGAGCAGCAGAUUCCUCUUGGGUGUGAAGACAUUCUUCAUAAUUCUCCGUUGAAUCAUAGAGAGGAAGCAGUGAAAGCUACUGGUGAAGCUGAACCUGGACUCAUAACAACACAAGAUCUUUUGGCAUCAGAAGUUGCUGGGAGCUGGGCUGGUAGCACGGCACCAUCUAUUUACGGAGAUAAUGAUUAUUCUGCUCAAAAUGAUGAGAGAGAAAAUCAUGCGGUUACAAAUGAUUCCAUUACUCAGGUGGCUGAGUCUUCAAGUUCCCCCUCUGGUGCUCCUGCCAUGAGAUUGCAUUCAGACCAUGAAAUUCAAGCACUAAGCAACAUGAUAGGAAUUAUGGCACCUGAUGUAAAAGAACAGUUCAAGAGUUUUGUCGGUAGUACUUCUCAAGAGAAAAAUGCCAAGCUCCCGGACUCUGAUUCAGAAACAGAUGAUGAAUGCGUUGAAGCUAGUAAAGACAUAGUAGUUGAAGGGUCGGAAUCAGAUGAUGAAACACAGGCUCAUGAUAAAGAUGAAGAGAGUGAAGAUGAAAUGGAUGUAGAUGAUGAUGCUACCCCAAAUGAAGACUCUAUGGGAUAAGUAAUAUGGUUAUUUCUUCUUUUCCGUUUUCUUCUUUCCAUCUUAAUUUAUUCUUCUGUUAAAUUAGAGAAUGCUAAUUGGUGAGUUAGAGGGAAAUAAUUGUGAAUAUAAGGUGUAAUUAAUUUAGGGGAAGAGGUGUUUUUAGUUCCACUUUAGAAAGAAUUAGAAUUGUGAGAAUGAUGUUGGCACCUAUACCUUAGGGGCAUUGAUUUUGUAAGUUAAUUAAUUAGGAAUUUAGGACGAAUUGACUCAGCUGUGUUUAUAGGGGAUUGAUACAAUCCAAUUUGACGGAAAUGGAAUUGAUUUUGUCCUUUGAUACUGCUA